UAUUUUGUUAUUUUUCGGACGGAGUAAUGUUUACUGCAGCUGUUUAGUGUGUGUUUAACGGUAAUAAUAAAUGUUCAGUGCUGUUUUUCAAUGUCGCAUUAUUGAAUCCAAAGCAUUCUGUUAGCUCUCGCACUAUUUCCGCUUUUGAGGGCGGCAACAAACCAAAGAGUUAUACCUAAAUCCGGCCCUAGCCGACGCUAAAAUACUCUGUUAAUAUAUAAGUGAUUGAAAAGUAAAUAAACGAGGUUGGAUAUAUUAUAUGAUAGAGGUAGCUGCCUUUUUCGAAUCCGGAACGGAAACGCAGCCCCCUGGACGUGCAGCACUUGCACCUCGCCCACCGCCCGCGCCGGUCGAUGAGAGCUCCACUGGGAUUGGCCAGAACGCGAAAGAUGAGCAACAACUACAAUGAUGUGCCCUUCGGCAUACGGGUGGUGCAGCGGCUUUCGCGCCACUGCUGCACCCGCUUCCACGCCCGCAGAGAUCUGCUGUACAAGAUGUCUGUGAUUCUGUUAACUUUCCUAGCCUAUGCUUGCUAUCACAUGUGCCGCAAACCCAUCUCCGUAGUUAAGUCGGUGCUCCAAGGGAAUUGUUCCACUGCUCUGUCAGCAUCUGGUCACGAUUGUGGCUAUGCGCCCUUUGAUGUUCCCGAUGCCACCAAACUCUUCGGUAUGCUGGAUUCCGCCUUCCUUUUUUCCUAUGCCAUUGCCAUGUUCGGUUCUGGUUUUAUUGCGGAACGCGUUUCCCUGCGAUACUUUCUGUCCAUGGGCAUGAUCCUCACCGGAGUUUUCACCUAUAUGUUUGGCAUUGCCCGCACCUCCAAUAUCCAUAGUUUUUGGUACUUUGUUCUUGUACAAGUACUGGCUGGCAUCUUCCAGACUACUGGGUGGCCAGGAGUCGUGACGCUCGUCGGUCGAUGGUUUGGAAGGUCUAAACGCGGCUUAAUCUUUGGCAUCUGGAACAGUCAUACAUCAAUCGGAAAUAUUCUGGGCACGCUGAUAGCGGCGCAUUAUGUGGAAAGCGAUUGGGCGCUGUCGUUUGUAGUGCCCGGCAUCAUUAUUGGAGCCGUUGGCUUUUUGCUCUUCCUUUUUCUGGUGGACCAGCCGGAGAUAGUGGGAUGCUAUCCAGAAACCGGUCAGCAAGAACGACGCGUGGCCAACGAGUCGGAUGACGAACAGGACGACGAAGAGCAGGUGCGCCACAACGAUGCCGAAAUCAACUAUAGAUCGGCGCCCACCGAGCGUACUCCCAUCCUCACGCGUUCCCAACCACCGGCACAGCCCAGGCGCCAUGGACGCCCCAUCAGCCUCAUCGAAGCUUUAUUCAUACCAGGAGUGGUGGAGUUCUCACUGAGUUUGUUCUUCACCAAGCUGGUCAGCUACACCUUCAUGUACUGGCUGCCCCUCUAUAUUCAAAAUUCCAACAAUUUGGGACCCGAACUGUCCGCUGAUCUGUCGACGUUGUUCGAUGUGGGUGGCAUUUUGGGAGCUAUAGCUGCGGGCUAUCUGUCGGAUGUGAGCGGUAUGUCGGCUACCGUCUGUACAGGCAUGCUGUUUAUUGCCUCACCCAUUCUGCUGAUGUAUCAACAAUAUAAUACCUCAAUGACUAUAAGCAUAGUGCUAUUGAUUGUAGUCGGCAUCUUCGUGAAUGGCCCUUAUGCUCUGAUCACAACGUCUGUAAGUGCGGAGCUGGGUCAGCACAGUUCGUUGGAGGGCAAUGCCAAUGCACUGUCUACCGUAACGGCCAUUAUCGAUGGUACUGGGUCGAUUGGAGCCGCAGUGGGUCCACUGUUAGCUGGACUGAUCUCCACUGCCGGAUGGCAGUAUGUCUUCCACAUGCUCAUCGCUUCCAACAUUAUUGCUAUGGUGCUGCUGGGGCGACUGGUCUUCAAGGAGUUCGCCGCACUGCGGCGGUCAUCGCAUCGGAUUCGGAUUGAAUAGCAGGAAGAAGCGGCUAUAAUCGCCGAGUCGGAUGUGAUUUGACCGUAUUUAUUUUUUGUUUUUUAGCGUUCUAUGUACAUAGCAUAGCAUUUGUAUAGCCUACAUAAAGAGCGUUAUGUUUCCAUUCGAGAGCAUAUCAGAGUGUUUCUGAUCCUAGUUUUAUCCGAUACAUGUCAAUACCUAAUGUUAUUUUAAAUGGAAUGUUUACCAUCAUCCUAGGCUAUCCAUCAAGUUUACAGUUUUGAUAUAUUACCUACAUACAUAUAUAUACAUAUAUUUUGUAAUCUUGUGUGUGCGUGCGUGUGUCAGAGUCUCCUCGUUUUAAGUGCCGAACUAUCAUUAGUACUAGCAUAAUUCUACUGCUAUGUAAAUACACUUUACCGUACACUUUUCGUACCAAUAAAACCGAAUUUGACUGUUCUUCGAGGCAGUACAACUUCUGAAAGCCGCA
Messenger RNA from Drosophila rhopaloa, 2388 nucleotides. RefSeq names its product glucose-6-phosphate exchanger SLC37A2 (gene MFS16). Lineage: Eukaryota; Metazoa; Arthropoda; Insecta; Diptera; Drosophilidae. Gene Ontology annotation, molecular function: glucose 6-phosphate:phosphate antiporter activity. Gene Ontology annotation, biological process: transmembrane transport. The coding region runs from base 354 to 1937 and encodes 527 amino acids. The record is from RefSeq and is a predicted model, not a curated record. The transcript is spliced from 7 exons. Gene Ontology annotation, cellular component: membrane.